Messenger RNA from Arabidopsis thaliana (thale cress), 1128 nucleotides. RefSeq names its product Receptor-like protein kinase-related family protein. Gene Ontology annotation, cellular component: extracellular region. Lineage: Eukaryota; Viridiplantae; Streptophyta; Magnoliopsida; Brassicales; Brassicaceae. The transcript has a single exon. The coding region runs from base 29 to 1042 and encodes 337 amino acids. The record is from RefSeq and is marked reviewed.
UGUCUUACUAAUAACAUAAUUAUCAUAUAUGAGAAAAAAAUACACUAGUUUUACAUAUUCUUCCUCUGAAUUGGUAUUACCAUAUCCUUAUUUAGACACUAUUUUGAAAAAAUCAACAAAGAAAAGCUCUUUUCAUUCCACUAUAAAUUCUCUAUCUCCUCUGUUUCGUCGAACAAUACAGAACAAAAUGGCAAGAAUCAUACUCACUGCUCCUCUGUUUUACUUCUUCUUUUCCUUGUUAUCUCACCAAACCAUGUCCCAACCUCAACACAUGCACACUUUCUGCAGCGUCGACAGCUUCACACAAACCAGCUCCUACGAAACAAACCGCAACAUCCUACUCACCACUCUCAGCUUGACUUCCUCGCUCGUACACUAUUUAAACGCCACAAUCGGUCUCAGCCCCGACACAGUCUAUGGCAUGUUCCUCUGUAGAGGAGACAUCAACACAACAUCUUGCUCAGACUGUGUUCAAACCGCAGCAAUCGAGAUCGCUACAAACUGUACUCUUAACAAAAGAGCUUUCAUAUACUACGACGAGUGUAUGGUUCGAUACUCAAAUGUUUCCUUCUUCUCUGAAUUUGAAAGUAAACCAGUCAUCGUUCGUUACUCUCUUCGUUCUGCUCCAAACUCAAACCGGUUUAACCAAACCCUAUCCAAUAAAUUAGACCAACUGAUUCCUAACGUCUCUCCGUCAACUUUGAUACCGUAUUUUGUGGAGGAUCAAGAACGUGUGACUCAGUUAGAGGGUUCAUAUGAUUUAGUGUCAAUGAUUCAGUGUAGUCCUGAUCUUGAUCCAUCAAACUGUACCAUUUGCCUCAGAUUUGCGUAUGCAACAGUUUCAACUUGUUGCGGUGUACCAAGUUCGGCUCUGAUUUUUACUCCUAAAUGUAUUUUGAGAUAUAGAACCUUUGUUUUGCCAUCACCAGCGCCGUCUCCAUCGUCUCUGCCUCCUAUAUCUCCGACAUCUUCGCCUCCUCUGUCUCUGCCGCCUCAAUUGCCGCCUCCUCUUUCGCAACCACCGCCCCCGCUGAGCACUUAAUCCGUGGUUUUCUUGAAAAGAGAUAUAUGAUUGUUGUAUGUAUUGUUUAGAACUUUUAAUCAAAUAUUUAUUCCUAAUAGUUCACA